CGCAGCUGGGUAUCUGGCUCUCUACAAGUUGAGCAACAGCCAUACGUCGCGAGCGAGCAAGUUGCUGCACGGAUUUCCCGGAGCUGCACUUAACUUAAGAUACAGAAUGCUGCGAAGAGGAUGAAUCCUUCAGGUCAUCUGAAACAUCCACGUGUCUUUGCUGCUGUCCCUCCCCGACGGCCCUUUCGUCCCACCGGGGCACCAUCUGCCUCUCCACGAUCCCCCGCUUGCCCCUGCCCGGGAGCCUCCCCCCUCCCCUGCCCCCACUAGUGGCCAUCCCAGAGGAGAGGAAAGGCGAGCCAGCCGCUGUAAAUAUGCCCGGAUGGGGGUCUCAGUGGCGUCUCGUCCUGCUGAACUCCCUGACCUGUGGCCUGGAGAUCUGUGUGGCAGCUGGAAUCACAUACGUGCCCCCCCUGUUGCUGGAGGCAGGAGUGGAGGAGCGCUACAUGACCAUGGUGUUAGGUAUUGGUCCAGUGCUCGGACUGCUCUUCAUCCCUCUGAUUGGAUCAGCCAGUGACCACUGCAACAGCAGUUAUGGAAGGCGGCGGCCGUUUAUUUGGCUGCUGUCUCUAGGAGUUCUUCUGGCACUUUUCAUCAUUCCCAACGCUGACCUACUGGCUGCUCACUUUGCCUGGGGCGGGCGCACCCUCCAGGUGGGCUUCCUUAUCCUCGGGGUGGGGCUUCUUGACUUUUGUGGACAAGUGUGCUUCACACCACUAGAGGCUCUGCUGUCGGACCUUUACCGGGACGAGGAGGACUGCGGUCAGGCCUUUGCCAUGUUCUCCUUCAUGGUCAGCUUGGGAGGCUGUGUGGGAUAUUUGCUACCCGCACUGGACUGGAGUAGUGGUCUGCUCUCUGUUUACCUAGGAGGCCAGGCCGAGUGCCUCUUCUCCAUCCUCAUCCUCAUCUUCGUCACCAGUGUGCUAAUCACCAUGAAGGUGUCUGAGGAGCCCUCGUGUCCAAGCAGCGUCUUGGUGGGAUCUGGAUCUCUGCUAGAGUCGGGGGCCACUACGUUAGAGGCGAGCCGCUGCGGAGUGCCGCGCUCCUGCUGCUACCUGCUAAAGUGCAAGCUGAGGCUCCUGAAGACCGGACCCUUGCUUUGCCUGCUGAGAACGUGCUGGUCCAUGACCCCUGCCAUCUACAGGAGCUACUGCCAUGUCCCGCGCGUGAUGCAGCAGCUGUGUGUGGCUCAGCUCUGCAGCUGGAUGGCCGUCAUGUCUUUUAUGCUCUUCUACACAGACUUUGUGGGGGAAGGCCUGUACGAGGGCGUGCCCAGUGCGUUACCGGGAAGCGUGUCCAAGCAGAGAUACGAUGAAGGUAUCCGUAUGGGCAGUCUGGGCCUGUUCCUGCAGUGUGCUACCUCAACCUUCUUCUCCCUGGUCAUGAGUCGCUUGGUUCGACACUUUGGCUCGCGGUGGGUCUACAUGAGCAGUAUGGUGACCUUCACCGUCUCUGCUCUGGUCAUUUGCCUGUCCAAAAGUGUGGUGUUGGUCACUGUAAUGGCGUCCCUCACUGGAUAUGCGUACGCCACACUACAGACUCUGCCCUACACACUCACCUGCCACUACCACAAGGAGAAAGAGGUCUAUAUGCCAAAAAUGAAAACCAAAAGUGUGCAUAUAAAUGGCAUUAAACCCAAGCGGGACUAUUCAACUCCUGUGGAAGACGGGCUCCCUUUGUUCACCAAGGAAAGUUUUGAGUACUACCCCGGUCCCCUCAAGCAGAACGGCUCGUCUCACAGCCCCGGUGGAACGGAACAGGAAGAGGCCGAGUCAGGGUUUGAGAAACGUGGCGUGGGAUUGGACUUUGCCAUCCUAGACAGCACUUUCCUCCUCUCUCAGGUUUUCCCCACCCUCUUCAUGGGCAUGAUCGUUCAGUUUGCGCAGUCCGUCACUGCCUAUAUCGCCUGCUCCGCCAUUUUCGGAGCCAUCGCCAUCUAUUUGGGCAGUAAAAUCAUAUUUGACCAAAAGGACCUUAAAAGCUGACAUUUCGAAGUAAAAUGUGGGAGAAAUGGAAUCCUCAAACUAUAACGAUCAGGUUCCAGGGGCAGGAACUCAACAAUGCACUAUUGUUUCCAGAACGCCUUGUUACGCCUUGCUCUGUGUUCGGGAAGUGUGUGUCAAUUUAUAAAAGAGACGUUACAAUAGACUUUUUAUGUGCAGUUCCGUGUUAGAGCAGGUGUUACCUGCUCCCCGAGGAGUCAACACCAACUGUGUGCUCAAAUCAGGUGUGGUACUCCAUGGACUGAGUGCGAAUUAAUUCUAAAGAGUCUCUGUCAAAUUGUCUUCUUUCUCAGGUACCACAAACAGAUUUACUGUUGAACUCGACCUCAGAUACACACUUCAGUUUUUUUUGUGUUCUGAUCCUGAACUACCUACAAAGUUUUUAAGAACAGCGUGUUUCCCCCCCCCCCCCAUAUCACAUUUAACACUGUUUGCUUGCAUUUGUCUAUCAAGGAGGAAAAACACCUUUAAAAGGGGAAUCCAAUGAUUAAGUGUUGCCUACUUUUCCCAUAAUACAGCUAUAUACAGGGUUUCUGACUGUAUAUGUUCAUGGUGUCGCUGCUGGAGUGAAGGGCAGGACGUUUACUGUACUCACUGGCUUGCUGGUUACAUGAGUGGUCAGGCUGUGUUUCUUCAAAAGUUGAGUUUUUUUUUUUACUUUUCUGCUGCAAUCCAUUGCAUAUGUCUUUUGGAAUCCCCUGUGGCAUUGUACUUAACAGUCUAUACGCACCACCAACACCAUGCUGUGCCAAAAGAUAGGGUGUCAAGAAGUGAGUUUGGAGCCCUGCUGUAUAAUCCUUCUUUAGACCUUCUUACCUAAGUGCCAUCAUCUUUUAAACUCCAUUCCCUCAGUUUAAUUUGCAGCUUUCCUUUUAACUUUUAAAUCUAAUUUAAGAUCAGGGUUUUCUCUCGGACUUGACAAAGCUCCUUCAGAGCCACUGAGAAUGUUAUAAAACAGUUUUACAGGCUGCAUACUCCCCAUGACAUGACUAUGAAUACCUUUUUAAAAAUUCAACUGUAAUCUGAUGUUACCCUCCUCGCUAUCUAGUGUCCUCUACUAAAUAAUGAACAGUUUCACUUUAAAUAUUUUGUAUACAAAUGUACUGUGUAUCCCUAUGGGAAUUUUGUUAUGCAACCUUUUGAGGUGAUGCUAUCGACUGUGGCGGUUUUAGAAUGAAGCUGUUUACUGGAACUGGAAACACUGCGUUACACGUCCUCUGUCUAGAUAAUAAAAAAUAAUCUAGUCUAGCGGACCGCUCAUCCUGUCCAACUAUGCUUCUGAUCAGGACAGUCGUCUCAGGUUAGUACAUGUUUUUAGUGUCCCAUCCUGUCUUUAUGCCACUGAAAAUGUGCUUUCCUUGCUGCUUUAAUCUUCACGUUUUACUUUUUUUUUUCAAAUGACAAUCUUGGAUAUCCAGAUGGACUUGUUACAUAAAGCUGUAUGUAAACAUGUAGGGGGAUGUCUGAUGGAAGCUCACUUCAUUGCACCCAUUCCUUAAAGACCAAAACAAAUGAAAAUAACACAGUAAAUAGAAAUAUCCGGUUACUGAAAAUGAUGCGAUAGAAGGCACUGUAUAUUCAGUCUAAGCUCUGUUGAGGUGUGUGUGUGUGUGUGUGUGUGUGUGUGUGUGUGAAUAACAUGGAGGACAGACAGUGAGAAAACAUGAGUAAUAUUUAAGUGUGAGGCAAAUGAAAAGUGUUUUUUUUUCACACCAAUGCACUAUUGACUUUAGCAUGGUCUAUACGAUGCUGUAUGUUACUUGUAUGUAUCGUGGCCUUCAGUUUUUGAAAUAGGCCAGUCGGUGUUUAACAACAUGCUUGUUUUGAAACCGGUAAGUGAGUUCAUCUUGUAUCCAGGUUGUUUGAACCUACACCAGGGGUGAAGAAUUAGUUUCAGCAUAUCCAAAUAGUCCUGAAGGAUCUUGUUGCCUGAGGCCGCUCAGCAGGAGAGAAGUAAAAGCGGCAGAGGAUUUGUUUGUCAUGUCGACACCACUGCUGAGCAGAACCCCACAGCAGCUGGGUUAUCCGAUACACUGCGAAAUGCACAGGAAAAUAUUUUCUAGCUGAGGCUGAAGUGUCAGAAAAAGGUUGUUUUACAAGUGCCUGUACAUUUUUCAAACAUUUUUUUUGUACAUAUGUAUUUAUUUAUUAUGCUUUCAUUACAAAAUAGCGCGUAUUAAACUUUUGGCCUCUAUGGCAUCUUUCAGAGGUGCAGGGGCGAAAGCAGUUUCUGUGAAAAAGAUCAAUUAUUUGUAUAGAUGUGGUGUAAAAGCAUUAUCAAACUAUAUAAUUUAUUUUAUCAUCACACACAAAUGUUCCUCUGGUUACUCACAUCAACUGAACAUUUUAUUCCUGACACAAAACUGACGUGUAUCUUUUUUUUUUCUGCAAAUCAGAAACAAUUAUUUUAUCUAUACUGCUUUAUCUGGGUCUUUAUAACCACUUGUUUGUUCUUAUAUGAGAUCUGUAUUCUUGUUAGACAUAACAAAAACAUUACAUUUAUCUGUAUGGGUGGAGCUGUUUUCUGUCUCUUGCUGUCAACCAAACUGUUUAAUUUCAUAUUUUUAAAAAAAGUGCCAAUGGUCCGACUGUUUGAAGGCCAGAAGUCAUUGUGUUUUGAUGUGAUUGAUCAGGUUUUUUUUAUAAUACAACUAUUGUAAUACAAUUUCAGUCACAUGUGUACAUCAAUGCAUUCAGCCAUAACAACAAUUGUUAACGAUAUUUUGAGCAGAUUGUGUAUUAAUAUGCAGUUACCAAAUAGAUUUUAUACAAAAUAAAAGAACUGCAUUGUUAAUAAGAUGUUGUCCUUGAGUAGUUUAAUCAAACAUUUUCCCUCUAUUAAAAAAAAAUAGAUUAAUUUUU
Eleginops maclovinus (Patagonian blennie) is the source of this 4865-nucleotide messenger RNA. Its product is annotated as solute carrier family 45 member 3. Gene Ontology annotation, cellular component: membrane. The record is from RefSeq and is a predicted model, not a curated record. Lineage: Eukaryota; Metazoa; Chordata; Actinopteri; Perciformes; Eleginopidae. Gene Ontology annotation, molecular function: sucrose:proton symporter activity. The coding region runs from base 315 to 1985 and encodes 556 amino acids. The transcript has 6 exons. Gene Ontology annotation, biological process: transmembrane transport.